CCGCCUCCUCUCCUGCGAUCGCAAGGCGCCGCCGACUCCUCCCGGUCGGCCACAAAACGCAUGGCGCCGCCGACUCCUCCCGGUCGGCCACCGCCUCCGCCGAGCGAGGCAGCCGACAUCGCGCAAUCCGUUUGCAAGCUGGCGCACGCGAAAGGGUACACCGACUUGGAGCUGGCGUGCGAGGAUUUCUGGCCUAUUUCGCCGCCUGACCCACCGCCGAGCCCGUCGCCUCCGGCCCCUCCGCCACCCCCCUCGCCGCCACCCUUGCCGCCGCUGCUGCCGCAACCUCCGGCGCCGCCGCCUCUGCCGUCGGCCCCGCCGCUCCAGCCGCCCCCUCCGCCGGCUUUCGGCAUUGCCCCACAUGAUACGCUACCGGGCGGGUUCUACGUCCCCGCAGCCGCGCUGGCCGGCACCCUCCUCACCACGGCCCUCGCGCUCUCCCUGCUGCGCGGCCACGCCAAGCCCUCCCUCCUCACGGCGGCCUGCGUUGUCACCGCCUCGCUCCAACUCGUCGCCGACUCGUUGCUCGCGGCAGAGGCGUGGACCCGCUCCACCGACCCCAUCUACGACCCCGAGACGAACGCCCUGAUCGACGGCGCGGCCGUCCCCCCGACCGACGAGGUCAUGUACGCGGCGGGGCGAGGCGACGAGACGGCGGUGCUGGCGUGGCUCGACGGCGGCGGAGGCGUCAACGCGCCCUACCAGGACGCCGACGCAAGCGGCUGGACCCUCCUCAUGACUGCCGGGAAUCACGGCCACGAGCCGCUCGCAA
Messenger RNA from Emiliania huxleyi CCMP1516, 772 nucleotides. RefSeq lists its product as hypothetical. The annotation marks the transcript as partial. The transcript has 2 exons. The record is from RefSeq and is a predicted model, not a curated record. NCBI's taxonomy places the organism in Eukaryota, Haptophyta, Isochrysidales, Noelaerhabdaceae.